AAAAGAUGUCUCUGGUCUCACAUUGCAAAAGCCAGGGAGAGUGAUUACAUAAAGCAACAGGUUCAGAGCAUCUUUGGUUGUUACUUUUAUUUAACUAAGAAAGCAAAUGAGAAUAGAUUUUCAUUUGCACAGUAAUGAUGACCGAGCCAAAGACGAUUUCAAGGCAACACUCAGUUCCACAAACAAAACAAUAUGUACAACGGAACGGAAAAGAUCUUAUUCUGGAAGAGUUGGCCGUCAACUUGUCUGGUCCACAGUCGGCUCCCUGCAAUACGGAGAGUGAUACAGCCAACACACAUGAUCAGGUCCCAAAGGGAUGUCCUGUUGCUCUCCCUGCAAAGAAAGGGAAGGAACCAGAUAGCACCAAUGUAUACAGUGAGUUACCAGCUCCAGUGGAGGCCGGUCUCCUGAGCCCUUGCUCUGCUACCAAAGAGCUCGACUCCAUAAUGGAAGACUUGCUGUUUGGCCUGGAGAUGAGGCUCCCAGACCCUUCCCCUCCAUCAACCCCCACGCCAGAAGGCCAGAGCUCAGUCAAACAAAAACAUGUUGGACAAAAGAAAGAAAAGGAUAACCCGCAAGUCAAAGAGGAGAGCGCCAACAGCCCAGUGACGUCUGAUCAGGAGUGCAAGGCAUCAACAAAGAGGAAAACAGAUGCCAUAGAUGAUCUUCUGGGAGACCUGAGCACGGAUAUGGAGAAGAUGGGUGUACGAACUGUAGCCAAGGGACACUGUGCUUCCUGUGGCAAGGUCAUCCUGGGAAAGAUAGUCACAGCACUGGGCCAGACGUGGCAUCCAGAGCACUUUGUCUGUGUGGUGUGUAAGGCUGAGCUGGGCACCAGAGGCUUCUUUGAGAGAGAGGGGAAGGCCUAUUGUGAUGAAGACUACAAGCAUCUCUUCUCACCUCGCUGUGGUUACUGCAAGGGCCCCAUUACACAGAACAUCCUGACAGCGAUGGACCGAACCUGGCACCCAGAGCACUUCUUCUGUUCCCAUUGUGGGGAGCUCUUUGGGUCUGAAGGUUUUCUGGAGAAUGACGGGAAGCCAUACUGUCACAGAGACUUUUACCAUCUUUUUGCACCAAAGUGCUCUGGCUGCGGACAGCCUGUGAGGGAGAACUACCUGACCGCUGCCAAUGGCACCUGGCAUCCCGACUGCUUUGUCUGUUCAGACUGUUUGAAGCCCUUCACUGAUGGUUGUUUCCUGGAGCUGGAUGGUCGUCCCCUGUGCUCCAGGCACUACCACUCCCGCCAGGGAACACUGUGCGGGGGCUGUGGAGAGCCCAUCUCUGGCCGCUGCAUCUCGGCUAUGGAGCGCAAGUUCCAUCCUGAGCACUUUGUGUGUGCCUUCUGUCUACGGCAGCUCAGUCAGGGAGUGUUCCAGGAGCAGGCAGGGAAACCUUACUGCUCAGUCUGCCACUCUAAACUGUUUUUAUGAGAGUUAUACUGUAAUAACGUUACCCAUGCAGUAGCAACAGAAUAGAACAGAAGAUAAUUAAUUUACCCGGAUUUAAUGUGUAGUAUCCGAAAAUCCCCAUCAAAUCAUUAAAGUAAUAUCGGCAUGGAUAAAAGGAAACAAAAUAAGCUCAAUCUUUUGUUACAUGGGGAUAUAUAACCACUUGUUGAAAUGAUCAGGAAUGUGUAAACUGUGCAACAAUUUCUUUUUAAUUGGCAGCCCCAACAGAAUUAGCCCGGCAUGAAAAAAUAUGUCUCAGGCAUUUUAUCAAACUAUGCAAUAGUUAACUUAAGAUUUCUUAAGGUCUAUGAUGAUUUCUUAAUGUCAUUCAUUAUGAUCACUAAACAUUCAGAGACAGAGAAGGAAUAACACCAAUCAGUGGAAUUUUCCUGUAGGAGGAAAUUCAAUGGGUCGCAUAGAGAUGUCCUCGGUACCGUGGGUUCCAUAGAGAUGUCCUCUGUACCAUGGGUUCCAUAGAGAUUUCCUUGGUACCAUGGGUUCCAUAGAGAUGUCUUCGGUACCAUGGGUUCCAUAGAGAUUUCCUUGGUACCAUGGGUUCCAUAGAGAUGUCCUCAGUGCCAUGGGUUCCAUAGAGAUGUCCUCGGUACCAUGGGUUCCAUAGAGAUGUCCUCUGUACCAUGGGUUCCAUAGAGAUUUCCUCGGUACCAUGGGUUCCAUAGAGAUGUCCUCAGUACCAUGGGUUCCAUAGAGAUGCCCUUGGUACCAUGGGUUCCACAGAGAUGUCCCCAGUACCAUGUGUUCCAUAGAGAUGUCCUCAGUACCAUGGGUUCCACAGAGAUGUCCUCAGUACCAUGUGUUCCAUAGAGAUGUCCUCAGUACCAUGGGUUCCAUAGAGAUGUCCUCAGUACCAUGGGUUCCAUAGAGAUGUCCUCAGUACCAUGGGUUGGUAGAGGAGGGAACCACCCUGGCAGACCUGAAGCUGCUUUCCGACUGUUGUUUAUCAAGAGACUUCUCUAUGGAUUUAUAUUGACAUAUUCUCCUUGGCACCAAAUCACCUAACAAGCCCUGUGAUGAUCACUCCUGGCUUCCUAUUGUGCUUUUCUCAAUAUACUGUAAUAUUAUACAGUAUUUAUUUACUAUAAGAUUUAUGGUGGUGUUUUUUGGAAGAUUUUAAAGUUCUUAUUGUAAUGUAUUGCUUUUGUAUACUGUAGUACUUGCUGUAAUCCCUUUGCCGAUGUAUUUUAUACAUACAAAUACAAUGCACUUUUGCAAAUAACUGAAAGCAACUGAACAGAAUAUUUACGUAACUAAAAGUUCAGUUGCUUUCAUGUAACUGCAAGCAACUGAACUGAAACUUUAACUGAACCUUUGAAUUUAGUUUUGUUUCUGCUAAAUAUAACAGAAAAUGAAUGUUUUUUUCAUGUAAUUCUCUUUAUGUAAUUCAAUCAAUCAAUAAAUCAAAUGUAUAA
Molecule: messenger RNA, 2881 nt
Organism: Esox lucius (northern pike)
Lineage: Eukaryota; Metazoa; Chordata; Actinopteri; Esociformes; Esocidae
Gene: lpxn
Product: leupaxin
Exons: 9
Coding region: 135-1433 (432 amino acids)
Source: RefSeq, a predicted model, not a curated record